AGGGUCUUCAAAUAUAUACUGCAAUCAAUGCCGGUCACACAACAAACCUGCCCGGGUUCAAGAUGACAUGGGUUAGUCUGCAAAUGAUCUCCCUCUGGUUGCUGCUGAUCUUCAACGACCAGAAAUAUGCACUUCCCACUACACCUAGGACACCCAGAUGCGUCACCGCGGACGAGCUGAACCACCGCAUUAACCAUUUUAGGAGGAAUCAGGUACCCCGGAUUGUCUCUGAAAUCCCGGUGCAGGACACGCGCACGUGCGCUCAGGUGGACAACAACGACAAGAGCCACCGCUCCCUGUCCCCGUGGAAGUACAGCCUAGACCGAGACGUCAACAGGUUCCCUGAGGUGAUUGCUCUUGCAGAGUGCCUUUGUCAGGGCUGCAUCAUCGACCAGUAUGAGGAUCUAACAUACAACUCUGUGCUUGUGUUUUCUCAUCUCAUGGUCUUAAGGAAGACUCUGUGCCCGCAUGACCCAAACAAAUACGUGGUCAAAAAGGACCUUAUGAAAGUCCCAGUGGCCUGCACUUGUGUUGUGCCCAAGUCCAAUAGGUGAUCUGCACUAGUAGUGAACUAUUCUAAUCAUACACUCACAUCAGGGCUGACUUUAACUUGUACUAAAGUUAACUAUAAAAAAGUUAAUCCAUCUAGUAUCUCUAUGUGAUCUACUAUGGUGUCAUAGAAUACUAUAGUCAUUUGUUUGUCUUCUUAAAGUAUAUCAUCAUUAAUUUUAGAAAUAGGUUUUGGUGGUUUCAAGGGUGUGUCAUAAAGAGCCACAGUGAAACCAGAACUCCUGAGUCCUAUUCCAGAAGUAAGAAAACUCAUUCAAAAUCUCAUUAGAUAUUUGUCUUGACAGGUGUAAUUGUAGAUUUUUAGCCAGGCCAAUGCCACGGUGCUGUUCACACUGCCACAGUUCACUACACUGACUGGAUUAAAAUAUCUACACAACUUUGAGAUGGAGUGCUAUGACAUUUUGUUCAGACACCACAUUAUUAAUCUUUAAAGCUUUACCUUUAAAAACAGUGAAGUGCAUCAAAUAACUCUGAGUAUUGAGGCAUAAAUGUUAAAUAUUAUGCUUCAUUAUAAUAAAUGUGAGGAUCCCCACAGUGUUUCUUUUUAAUAUGCUUUUAAAAAUAAUGUUUAUAUCUUAUUUAUUUUGUCAAAGAUCAUGAAGACUCUAUUACUGUAACGUGACCAGUGAAUUAAGUUUAAACUCAUUUGGCCAGCUAGGAAUAUCACCCAUUGCUGGAUAAAGGGCGUAAAUGUGGAUUUAUUAUCACAUUGUUUUACACUUUAAAACAGUUUAUGAUGUAAAGUUGAAUUUAUAAGUUUUGUUUUUCUAAACCUUGAUCAUGAUGCAAAAAUUCGUGACCAAAUUAAAUGUGAAGUGGCUCUCAGAUUUGUAAUGGCAUGGCCCUCCACUGACCCACUGAGGUAGCUUCUUGUCACAGUUUAAUCUUUAAAUUAUUUUGUCUUGUGUAAAAUAUGAAAGCACAAAAAAGCCUCAUUCACUCAUGCAGCUGCUCAUCUCAUCUGAAACAUUUGUUCAGCUUUGUCCAUGUUUUUAUUAAUUUGCAACAACACAUUUUUUUUACAAUAUAUAUGUGUUUAACACAAGUAAAUGUUUCUUUGAGCCACUUGUCCUGUUGUCUUUUGUAUGGUAAUGGCAUCUCCUCACUUACAGCUUUCUUACUUUGGCUGGACGAUUAUUCAUGCUGUAAAAUCAUGGAAAACUACAGUCCUCAUAAUUUGGGGCCACUGGGGAUGUUUAGUUGUUGAGUUUGUUGGGGCCUCAACCCCUUCAGUCCCUGCUUAGCCCAUAUACAGUGUUAUAUUUUGGCCCCAUUAAAUGUAUGCCAAAUGACCUAUUAACAGUUUCUGUUUGCGGUAUACCCAUGGUUGUACAGAUAGCUGUCACUGGAUAACUUUCAUACUGAAGAAAAAUUAAAAAUGACAAAGAUAUAAAAGUAGGUUCUAGUCUGCUUAUAGAGAACUGACUAAAUCCAUGGGUCUGAAAUGAACAUUUGUGCAACUGGAAUGCAGCUAAUGUGGUGGCAUUUCAACCAAUGUAUGAUGUACAUAUGAAUGAACAACCCUUAAUUGAUAAUCUAUUAAGUAUGAGGUAGUCAUAUAAAGCCAUAGUAAUGAGAUCAUUUGUUAACGGUGUGUAACAGGAAUUCAUGAUACAGUAAAUCAUUCAUUAAAUCACGAGUCAUGCGUUAGUUGAACAUUACUCAAGAAUUUGACUUACACCUGUAUUCUCAAAUGGUACCAGACUUUAAAGUAUCCAACACAGUACAGAACAUUAAUGGAUAGAGCACAUUAAAACUACAAUAGGUAGCAGGUGCCAUUCUAAACAGGUGAG
Molecule: messenger RNA, 2363 nt
Organism: Monopterus albus (swamp eel)
Lineage: Eukaryota; Metazoa; Chordata; Actinopteri; Synbranchiformes; Synbranchidae
Product: interleukin-17C-like
Exons: 3
Coding region: 63-554 (163 amino acids)
Biological process (GO): inflammatory response
Cellular component (GO): extracellular region
Molecular function (GO): cytokine activity
Source: RefSeq, a predicted model, not a curated record